AAUAAAGAAGAAGUGGUUCACGCUCUUACUUACUACUAUCUAUGUUCACGCUUCAGCGUGUAGUCGAAUGUGUUAGUGCCUUUCUUUUACUGUCUAUGGUUAGUGCAUGUGGGAGUUAGAUUUGUGUAAUAAGAAAUAAACGAUAAAUUUGCUCUAAAACCUUUCGGGUCGGUUUCAGUGGAAGAAAGAUGUCGGUGUUUAUGGAUUUAAACAUCAUCAGCAGUAAUGACAAGAACAGACUCAAAAGCAUCAUAGAGACAGCAGCUCAUCUUGGCUACUCAACAGUCGCAAUAAACUAUGUGGUUGAACCACAACAGAAGAAAACGGAAAUUCCUAAACCACAGAGUGUGUCCGACAUAUUUGAUAAAUUCCCAAUAAUACAGGGGAAAUCAUCACCCAUCAAAGUACUGAACCGAUUGACCAUUGUGGCUUCUGAUGCAUCUCAUUUUAGACUAACCAGUGAAUACAAAAACUUUGAUCUUGUGGCAGUGUACCCCAAAACAGAAAAACUCUUUCAUGCAGCCUGCAUGACUUUUGAUGUCGACAUUAUCUGCAUUGCAGCGACUGAAAAACAGCCUUUCCAUUUUAAAAGGGCUCCGGUUAAUGGGGCUAUUGACAGGGGGGUUUUCUUUGAGAUCUGUUAUGCAGCAGCCAUCAGAGACAACAUUAUGAGAAGAUACACCAUUUCCAAUGCCUUUGUCCUCAUUGAAAUCUGCAAAGGAAAAAAUAUCAUACUGUCCAGUGGAGCAGAAAGGUCUCUAGAGUUGAGAGGCCCAUAUGACAUUGCCAAUUUGGGGCUUGUGUUCAGCCUGUCUGAUGGAGAUGCCAAAGCUGCCGUUUCUACUAACUGUCGAUCUGUCCUGCUGCAUGGAGAGACGAGAGCUACUGCAUUUGGUGUUGUUCACAUUAUGAAGAAACCACAAACUCCUGAGAAGCAAGAAGAGGAAACUCCAGCACCUAAAAAGGCCAAAAUUGAACUAGUGUAGGGAGUAUCAGUAUUCUAGCUGGAGUUUAAGUAUUCAUGUAUAAUAAGUAUAGCAUUUUAAAAUUCUGUUUAUUUUUUCCCUGUUCCUUAAAGUCUUCAUAAUCUUCUUAAAAAUUGAAUACAGUCAUGAAAAAAUGACAUUUAUUUCAUCAACCUUUGGAAGAAUUGCAAGCAAAAUGGUUCAUGUCUUACUAAAUACUUUCAGAAAAAGUCAAUCAAGAUCAAAACUUGGCAUGAAUCUUAAUCUAAGCAACAGGGCUUAUUCAGGCAGUGCAUUUCCAUUUGAGUUUCCAUUUCUGUUUCUCAUUCCUUUUUGCCUUUCCUAUACUUCAAUAAAAAGUUACCGUGCUUCACUUUCA
Pimephales promelas (fathead minnow) is the source of this 1344-nucleotide messenger RNA. It is a transcript of the gene rpp30, whose product is annotated as ribonuclease P/MRP 30 subunit. Gene Ontology annotation, cellular component: nucleolar ribonuclease P complex; ribosome. The record is from RefSeq and is a predicted model, not a curated record. NCBI's taxonomy places the organism in Eukaryota, Metazoa, Chordata, Actinopteri, Cypriniformes, Leuciscidae. Gene Ontology annotation, biological process: translation; tRNA processing. Gene Ontology annotation, molecular function: RNA binding; structural constituent of ribosome.